Molecule: messenger RNA, 3264 nt
Organism: Acytostelium subglobosum LB1
Lineage: Eukaryota; Evosea; Eumycetozoa; Acytosteliales; Acytosteliaceae
Exons: 2
Coding region: 1-3264 (1087 amino acids)
Source: RefSeq, a predicted model, not a curated record
AUGGAAACUUCACCUUCAACAUUCUUUGACUUUAUGACGUCCAUUCAUACAUUGGCAAUGGGUUCAGAUGGCCUUAGAGGUCAUGCUGAGAAACCACCAUGUUGUGCAGCAUCCUCACGUGGUCAUUGCAAUGGUCAUUGUCCACGCAUUGAAGAUGUUCUCUACUCACAACGUAAAGGAAAGACAAACAAAGGUGCCCAACGUUGGCGUUGUAAAGCUUGUGGUACUAAAUGGACUUCCAAAGAGAUAACACAUCCAUCAUCAAUGGUACCAGAUACUAGUUCAAUAGCAUAUGGAAUGGGUCCAGAGGAGAUUAGUUUGGACUUGGCAACGAGGACUGCGAGACCAUUUAAGAAGUCAAAGAUUGGUGAUGUUCCAGGCAAUUCACCAAACUCACAAUUCCUUCCAUCAUUAUUUUCAUCAUCGCCCAAUGAUUCACCAAUCUCAUCGCCUCCAUCUCCACCCUGCAUGUCCGUUCCCAACUCUCGCCAUAACAGUAUGAAUAACUAUGUACCAAUCCAGAACUUGUCCAAUCAAUCAUCGUCGAAUAACCUACGCAUGAGUGUUUCCAACAACUCUGGAAUCAUCAAUAACAAUAAUCAACAAAGAGUGUCAACACCAAAUAGUGGACCAUUGAUGGGCACACCAAAUCGCAUGGCAUCAAGCACACCAAACAUGAACCAUUUGCUAUCAUCAAGUAUUGGCGGCACUCCUCCACCAUUGACUACAAGUAGUUCACUCAGUUCACUGGGAGGCGGACCUGGCCCAACCAAGCCAGUUGUCGUAUCCUCAUCCUCCGCAUCAUCGAACAACAUGCCACCACUUCCAACACGUCCAUCAAUGAAUCAACUAUCAAUGGCAGCCGCAGCCACAUACAACAACAACAUCAACAACAAUCAUAAUAGUCCAAACAGUAAUAACAAUACACCAACAUCAUCAGGUCGCAGCUCCUCCCACGCCCAUCUGCCAUCCACACUCACCAGCUCAAUCAGUCAGCAGAACCUUGGAUCAUCACUCAGACACAGCCAAUCACACAAUAACCAUAACCAACAUAUUAUCCAACAACAUCAACAACUCAAUCAGGCUCGCUCGAGCCAUGGUUCCAAGAUAUCACAGAUAAUUGAUACAUAUGCCACCGACUCUUCGUUCGAGAAUGAGUCCUUCACUCUGGGCACGAACGCUCAAUUUGGUGCUGGAUCACAGUUUGCCAACAAUGCACAGUUUGCCCAAUUCAUUCCAUCACUCUCAAUGGUCGAUUGCUUCAAACGUCUGCUACACUCAAUCUCAGUCUUCUCGCGCGAGCUCACACCUGACAAUCGUCAACGCCUGGCACAAUACCUGACGGCACUGUCGUCCCCGAGUGCUGAGUCGAGCUUCAACACGACACCCCUGUCCAGACGUCUGUUAUCCACCAUCGAUGGUCCCUUGUUCAACAUAUCCAAGGCAUAUCAAUCAUUGUACCAACUGAUGGCACAUCAUCACAAUAUGAUGGACGACACUUUGGUGUCACUGACGAGGAUCAGCUUUGAUGAGCGUGAGGUCCAAGUGAUUGUGGCCCAACUUCACAAGUACCAACCCCUGUUGGACACCUACGAAGGUGUGUUCAAUGACCUCCAAGUGUUCCGUGAGAUGCUUGUGUCCCGUGUCGAGGCCCUGGAGGGAAGCUUCAGCGACCCGAGCCUGUUGGCCAGCUUGGCCGGCGAGUCGGAUGAUGGCUGGGAGUCACCACCCAUCCCGUCAGACCCCGAGCGCACGCUGGACUCAAUGGGUCCUCUCGAGUCCACUCUCACAAGUAUCGAGACAAGACUGCGCGCAACUCAACGCGAGUUGGGCGUCACACAUAAGCUCCAGAACAUGUUGGAGCUACUUUACUCCAUUCACAUGCAGAGUUGGAAGGCAAUCAUCGAGAAGCAUCAACGCAUGGUGCAGGCCUACAUCGUCGACGUUAUCCAACAGACAUUGACCAAUGCCGACAAGAUGUCGUUCGCCUACAGCGUGCUCCGAUCAAUGAGUGCAGGCAGUCGACGUCGUGGUGACCCCGACUUUGAGACUGAGUGGAUCGACCCGUCCAACCCCUACGCACCACGCCUGAACGACUUACUGAACAAGUACGACACGAUCAGACAGCCGUCACCAAGCCGCCGGUUCCAGAGCUUGGGCCGCGAGCGCCAAGUGCUGGCCGUGUACCACACGCAGUGCAUUGAGCAUGGCGUCCCUGACGACCAUCCCGAGUCGCCCAAGCGUCUGGCCUCGGUCAUUCGCGCGAUCAAUGAGUUCUCUAAGCAGUCUGACCGCCUGAUCAUCAAGAACGACCCAGAGGAGGUGGCCGACAAGUGGAUACUGACGGCGCACUCGCCAGAAUACCUGCGACACCUCGAUGAGAUGAGCCAGCGAUUGGAGGGCAAUGAAGUGCGACCACUCAAUGCCAAGGAUGGCGCGACACAAAGUGGAGGCGGUUGCAUCCAGUCUGCGGAUGGCGAAGAUGGCGAUACAUUCAUUUCCAAGCACUCGCUGCGGGCUGCUCGUCGCGCUGCCGGCGCCACGCUCCAUGCAGUCGACCAGGUCGUCCAGGGAGCAGUGACUUCAGCGUUUGUUGCGGCUCGUCCACCAGGACAUCAUGCAGGACGCGAGGGACUGACAUCGGGCACCACAUCGCAGGGCUUCUGUUUGAUCAACAAUGUGGCCAUCGGUGCCAAGUAUGCCCAACUCAAGUAUGGAGUCGAGAAGAUAGCCAUCGUGGACUUUGAUGUGCACCAUGGCAAUGGCACGGAGGAGAUCCUGGCCGGCGACCCUGGCUUCCUCUUCCUCUCGAUCCACAUGUUUGAAGAGGGCUUCUACCCUGGCAGCGGUGGCGGCGACGGUGCGAACGGCGUGGUGUUGCCUGAUGGCAGCGUGCCGCCCGAGCAAUCGGCGCAGGACCCCAACAUGGGCCAGGCGGCCAGCAACAUUGUCAACAUCCCACUGGACCCCAAGUCAUCGGCACUCUCCUUUUUGAAGGCGUUCAACAUCAUCAUCGACCGUCUGAACGAGUACCAACCAGAGCUGCUCAUGAUCUCGUGUGGCUUUGACGCGCACAUUGACGACCAUCUCGCAUCAUUAUGUCUGCUCGACGAGAACUAUGUAGAGAUCACUCGUCAUCUACGCCAGGUUGCCGAUCGCUGGUGCCGUGGCCGUCUGAUAUCCGUUCUGGAGGGUGGCUACAACAUCACAGCUCUUAGACAAUGCACAAUCGCGCACUUGACCGCGCUCACAGAGGAUGAUUAA